Messenger RNA from Pichia membranifaciens NRRL Y-2026, 1540 nucleotides. RefSeq lists its product as hypothetical. The transcript has a single exon. The record is from RefSeq and is a predicted model, not a curated record. NCBI's taxonomy places the organism in Eukaryota, Fungi, Ascomycota, Pichiomycetes, Pichiales, Pichiaceae. Bases 142 to 1488 code for a protein of 448 amino acids.
CUCUUCUUCUUCUCCUCUCUUCUUCUUCUCCUUCUCUCCUCUUCUCUUUACCUUACUCGUCUACAUUCACUAGCUUCUUGGUUACAUCUUCUCAGUGCCUUGGAAUAUCGAAGCACAUACACAAAAAGGAGAAGCAGUGCAAUGUCUUCCUGUAGUGGGACACACGACUGUAAGAAGCUGAUUUUCAGCCAAGUCAUGCCACCAUCAAUCACUCUGGCAACUCCAGCAGUAUCAAUGACUUGUGUCCAUUCCAUUCCAUCAAGUUCGACGCUCUCUUUGCAGAAUACGUUCUCAUCAGAUUCAAUAUCGAGCUUUGGUUCAGAUUCAUGUUCAAGUUCGUCAGACCUAGUUCACAAAUACUCCUCUCCAUCUCUCAGAUCUGCCCUUUUCUCAAAGAAAUGCUCGCUAUACAAAGCUAGAAAAUCAUCAUCAAAAGACCUGUUGUCAUUAAUUUCUCCCCCUCAGACGUCUUCUUUACAAAUAUCUCAAAACUGUCACUGCAAUAGAUUUCAUCCUGCAGCCGAAGAGACGAGCUCGAAUUUUUCAGAAACAACGUUUGCAUCAUCUUAUCUGUCAUCUUUCAUAUCCGAUGUCGAUAACAAUAGUUUAUAUUCUAAUCCUGUGUCAACAACUAUUUCAACUAUCUAUGAAGUCGACGACGACAGUCAUCCUCUAGGUGAUUUUCUUGAGGAUGAAACAUUAGCAGAAGUUUUUGACAUAAGAAGUAAUGAUGCUAAUGGCCAUAGAAACGAAUACAAGAUUGAUAAAGUGUCGUUCACAUCCCUUUGGGACAAGCUUGUCAGUUCAUCGUUCAUUACGUCCACUAAGUUGUUUUAUCAAAGCAACGAGUCAUUUUUUACUAAUGCAGUCAACAAUAUCAACAUUGAAAAUAGAGAUCUUGUUCUCCAUGAUCUUUUACCGUUGGAAACUUUUCAUACUGCUUACAAAGCCAUCGAUGAACGUCAUGACAGAAACAACAUCAUCGUUCCUAGAUCCAGGGAAUGCAGAAUAAAUCCCUUAUUUCUAAGAUUUUUCGCUAUAAACGAAUCGAUCAAAAAAAAUUGCUCAAGUGAGCUUCUUGAUGGAUCAACAGUCGAUUAUCAUCAAUACGAAUUCAUAAAUUCCGGAUGCUCAUCCCUGGAUGAGUAUCUUUCUAGUUUCAAUUUUGAGGAAAAAACCACAACAUUAAAAUUCCAACUUUUGUCGAGGGACAAAAUGUGGUCGGAGGUGGUACUACCUCCAAGAUCUGACAUAUCUUACAACAAAAAUUACAAAAGUUUCAGGGAUCCUUAUGUCAAGGUAAAGAAUAAGCCAAUAGAAAAUGGUUCAUUGGUUAGAGAAAAUGGCAAAGUUAUGCCAUGGCUUAAUUUGAAUGAUUGUGCAAUGCAAAACAAAAGAUGUUUCAGCCCCUCAGGGACAUUGCCGGGCAACAUUCAAUACACAGUCAAAAAUUGGGAAAAGAAACGCUGGUCGCCUACUUCUUUAUAGAUUAAUAAUUAUAUACAAUACCAUCACUAAUAAAUGACGCUAAUAGUUUAAA